This is a messenger RNA of Punica granatum (pomegranate), 1829 nucleotides long. NCBI's taxonomy places the organism in Eukaryota, Viridiplantae, Streptophyta, Magnoliopsida, Myrtales, Lythraceae. The record is from RefSeq and is a predicted model, not a curated record.
UCCCUCAAUUGUCAUUUCACAUCCACACGCUCUCUCUCUCUCAAUUUUUACGUUCGCCUUUCAUAUUUCCGCCAUCUCCGCUCUCCAUCUUCACUGUGUACAGAAGGAGAGGAUUGGGAAGGAGCAGAAGCAGAAGAGGCGGGAAAACGAGGAAGAGAGAGAGAGAGAGAGAGAGAGAGGAAAUGAAGGAGAGGGGGAAAGGGACGGACCGAUCGGUGGACGAGAGGUAUUCGCAGUGGAAGUCCCUCGUCCCUGUCCUCUACGACUGGCUCGCCAACCACAACCUCGUCUGGCCCUCUCUCUCUUGCCGAUGGGGUCCUCAACUCGAGCAGGCCACUUACAAGAACAGGCAGCGGCUUUACCUUUCCGAACAGACUGAUGGCAGUGUUCCUAAUACGCUUGUUAUAGCAAAUGUUGAAGUUGUCAAGCCUAGGGUUGCAGCUGCAGAGCACAUAUCACAGUUCAAUGAAGAAGCACGAUCUCCCUUUGUCAAGAAGUUCAAAACUAUCAUACAUCCCGGCGAGGUGAACAGAAUCAGGGAGUUGCCGCAGAACAGCAAAAUUGUAGCCACUCACACAGACGGCCCCGAUGUUCUUAUCUGGGAUGUUGAGUCUCAGCCCAGUCGACAGGCAAUUUUAGGUGCCCAGAGCUCUCGCCCUGAUCUGGUUCUCACUGGGCAUAAGGAUAAUGCUGAAUUUGCUCUUGCUAUGAGUCCAACUGAGCCCUUUGUUCUUUCUGGAGGAAAGGACAGAUGUGUCAUUUUGUGGAGCAUUCAAGAUCAUAUCUCCUCUCUAGCCGUCGAUACUGCAUCUGGAAAGUCCCCAGGUUCUGUCAGUGCCAACAGCAAACAGUCCUCUAAGGUCAGUGGGACCAAUGAGAAGCCAAUGAACGGCCCUUCAAUUGAGCCUCGAGGUGUCUUCCACGGGCACGGUGCUACUGUUGAGGAUGUGACCUUUUGCCCAUCAAGUGCGCAGGAGUUCUGUAGUGUAGGUGAUGACUCCUGCCUUAUCCUUUGGGAUGCAAGAACUGGUUCCUCCCCAGUGGUCAAGGUCGAGAAAGCUCAUAAUGCGGACCUUCACUGUGUCGAUUGGAACCCUCAUGAUGUUAAUCUGAUACUGACAGGGUCAGCAGAUAACACUAUUCGCAUGUUUGAUCGCCGAAACCUCACUUCUGCCGGGGUCGGGUCACCUGUUCACACUUUCGAAGCUCACAGUGCUGCGGUCCUCUGUGUUCAAUGGUGUCCUGACAAGACCUCGGUGUUUGGAAGUUCCGCUGAGGAUGGCAUUUUGAACAUUUGGGAUUAUGAGAAGAUUGGUAAAAAGCAAGAGGCUGUUGGAUCAGAAGCCCCAAGCAGUCCUCCGGGCUUAUUUUUCCGUCAUGCUGGGCACAGGGACAAGGUUGUUGACUUCCAUUGGAACUCAUCCGAUCCCUGGACAAUCGUAAGCGUGUCUGAUGACGGCGAAAGUACUGGUGGAGGUGGCACACUUCAGAUAUGGAGGAUGAUCGAUCUGAUCUACCGCCCCGAGGAAGAAGUGCUUGCGGAGCUGGACAAGUUCAAGUCCCACAUUCUUUCCUGCUCGUCUUGAACUUCUUUCUGGUUGCUCGAAAAGGGGAAGAGACAAAGUGAGUAGGAAAUCAUGCGGGCAAAGCUGCUCGAACAUGUUUUUGUAGUGUUGAAGACAUCCUUAAACGAAGGAACUGAUUAGUUGAUUAGGUCAAUUGUGCCUCUGCUGUUACUAACUUGGAUCGGGUGUCUAAGGUUGUGGAACUCUUUUCAGCUCUAUUUUAGUCCAGCAUUAGGCUUUUGAUUGAAAGAGGCCUUAGUUUCA